Vicia villosa (hairy vetch) is the source of this 2374-nucleotide messenger RNA. Its product is annotated as nucleolin 1-like. Gene Ontology annotation, molecular function: RNA binding. The record is from RefSeq and is a predicted model, not a curated record. Bases 722 to 1591 code for a protein of 289 amino acids. Lineage: Eukaryota; Viridiplantae; Streptophyta; Magnoliopsida; Fabales; Fabaceae. The transcript has 12 exons.
AUGCACAAUGCUAUUGUUUUCUCUAUCAAUGAGACAAAACCUAAUUCUUUUGAAACAAUUCACCUUCUUCAUAAUUUGGUUACAAACCAUUCCCCAAUCGAUUUUAGGAAGAUCCUAGUCCUUAAUUUCUUAGACAACCAAGGUGUCGUCAGUUUUAAAAUGCAUGUAUUGUAAACCUAGCUUAAUCGCUUUGUUAACGACUUUAAGCAUAGCCAUGGCUUCCGCUAUCACAAGGUUGUUACCACCUUUCAUUUUCUGGGCAACAUUCUUUACUAUCUCACCAUCCAAAUGGAAAAUAAUGGCUCAUAAUCCCUAGAUCCCUUUAACGACAAAGCUCGCAUUUGAGGUACAAUAAAUCCAAUCCUUAUCUGAUGGGGAUUUUAACACCAAAUUUGUGGUUACAAUAAUGAUUGAUCUCAUUUUGGUUCAUUGACAAUUUACCCUCUUUGGUCUCUUCUCUGUCUUGCAUGUUUUUAUUUUGAGACUUGUGGAUGAUGGAGUCAAAAUUUGGGAUUUUUCUUUUGGAAAGGUCUGUGAAGAAGCAAUUACGCCACAAAAAACAGGUAAAAGGAGGGAGUAUGAAUAUGAUAAUGAGAAGGAAGUUAUUACAAAGAAGAAGAAGACAUGUGAGCAUGGAUCUCCUAUCACUCUAAACGAAAAUUAUGCUUCACCAAAGACAAUAUGUGUUAGAAACUUGUCAUAUAGUGUGGAACGAGCUGAUAUGGAGGAUAUUUUCAAAGAUUGUGGUGAAGUUGUAGAUGUCCAAUUCAUAACAGAUUGUGAAGGGAGGUUUAGAGGCUUUGGAUUUGUCAAAUUUGGAACAGUAGAAGCAGUAGACAAAGCCCUCAAAUUGCAUAAUACCGAAUUAUUGAAUCGUCGUAUCAAAGUAGACAAAGCUCGGGAAAAGAGUGAAUAUCCCACCUAUAGAAGUUCAUUUCAUACGGGUGGAAAUCUUCACUCUCACACUAUAAAGGGUUUUGACGCAUCUCUCGUAGAAAGCAAGCCCAAAAUCCCUGCCACACCAAAUCAUACAAAUGUUACAUCAAAUAUUGUAUAUGUUGGAAACUUGUCAUACACUGUAGAACGAGCUGAUAUGGAAAAACUUUUCAAAGAUUAUGGGGAAAUUGUUGAUGUUCGUCUCCGUACAAACUGCAAAGGGAAGUUUAAUGGCCAUGGACAUGUUCAGUUUUCAACAGCAGAAGCAGCACAAAAGGCUCUUGUGAUGAAUAAGAAAGUAUUUUGUAAUCGUCCCAUGGUUGUCGAUUUAGCUUUGGAAAGGCAAAAAUAUUCCCCCAAUGAAAGCUGGAGCAUCCAAUUUCAGAAAUGCGGAAGUUUUCAGCCUCUAACUGUACUUGUAAUUGGAUUUAAUACAUCCCUUACCGAAGAGAAGAUAAUAGCUAGCCUGCACAAUCAUUUCAACUUUUGUGGAGAGAUUACAAGGAUCUCCUUACCAAGAUAUCAUGAUUCUGGGGCUAUUAAGGGGUAUGCUCAUUUGGAUUUCAAGGAUAUUCAUGGUUAUAAGAAGGCACUAAAACUUCAUCAAACAACGAUAGGAGGUUAUUGGGUGUCUGUUGAAACAGCAAAGCCAUAGAAUAGAGGUGAUAAUCAGGAUAUGCUUGCACUAGUACAAAAAGAAGAAUAUAUUUUUAAAAUUUAUACCCAUUAUAUUAAAAACGGGUGUAAAUAAGAAAGGCGAUGACAAUUUUGUAAAUAAAGAGUCAUUUAAAGUAAUAGCACAUGAUGAUUUUGUAAAUAUGCUUUUUCUCAAUUGAAGAAAACCCUAAAAUGAAAUUGAAAUUUUUUACUCUAUAGGGACCAAAAACUUAUUUAACCCUAUUGUUAAUUGUACUUCUAUAAAGUCAUGGAAUAUAGAAUUCCCAGCGUUUUACAACCCAUUCGUAGGUGCCUAUUGCCCCAGGACAACGAAAGGUUGUUUUGGACAUAUCUUCUUCUACAAUGAAAAUUUGAUUGUACCCAGAAUAUCCAUCCAACAUACUUAGGUAUUCGAAGCUUGCGGCUGAGUCUAUUAGCAUUUCUGCCAUAGGCAUGGGAUAUUCAUCUUUAGGGGUUAAUGCAUUUAGAUCACGAAAAUAUAUGCAUACCCUUAAUGAACCAUUCUUUUUAAUAACAGGUACAAUAUUAGCAAUCCAUUCGACAUACCUCGUAGUUCUGAUGAACUUGCAACGGAGAAGUCUUUCGACCUCUGUUUUGAUCUUCGAGAGAACUUCUGGUGCGAACCUUCUAGGAGUUUGCUUGAUGGGCUUCUUCCCUUCUUUUAUAGGCAACUUCAGUUCGACCAGGUCUCUCCCUAGACCAGGCAUCUCAUUAUAAUCUCAGGCGAAACAAUCUUUGUUUUCUUUCAAUAACGCAAUGA